Molecule: messenger RNA, 651 nt
Organism: Malassezia japonica
Lineage: Eukaryota; Fungi; Basidiomycota; Malasseziomycetes; Malasseziales; Malasseziaceae
Exons: 1
Coding region: 1-651 (216 amino acids)
Cellular component (GO): nucleus
Source: RefSeq, a predicted model, not a curated record
AUGGCGUGUUCGCACGAGCACCACGCGUGUGGCCACGCGCACGACGAUGCGGACCAUGUGCGCCCUGGCGAAGGGCAGCAAGACUACCUCUAUUCCUCGAUUGACCGCGACCAGGUGAGCGCGCUGAACGAGCGCACGCCGGGCUCGGCACGUGCGGUGAUCCGGCCGUUUGACGACCGCUACAGCAGCGACGGAGCGCUCGAGUCGGACGUCGACGACGACCUGCUUCUCCAUAUUCCGUUCGCAGGCAGCGUGCAACUGCGUGCGCUUCUGCUGCGCACGGGCCCCGGCCCGACGACGCCGCGCGCGGUCCACCUCUACAAAAACUGCGAGAACCUGGACUUGGAAGAGGCCGCCGACGGGAAGCCCGCGCAGAAGCUCGAGUCGAUCCCCGAUUCGAGCGAUGUCGUGGAGAUCCCGCUGCUCGCCGCACGCUUUCCCGACGUGCAGACCAUUACGCUCUACGUGCCCGGCGCGCUGCGCGCGUCCGACGACCCGCGCACCUCGAUCUCGUUCGUAGGCUUCCGUGGCGAACCCCGCAUGAAGCAGCGGGGAGGGCCGCAGCAGAUCGUCUACGAGGCCGCGCCCCGCGCCGCCGACCACCCGGUGCGGGGCACGGCCGAGGCGCCGCUCCGCAAGAGCGGCACGUGA